AUGGUCUCUGUCCAUUCACUCUACACGGUUGUGCUCGCGAUCAGCACAAUGCUGCCUCAAGCCGCUGCCCAUGGGCGAAGCGCCAACCCCGGGGUCCCCGUCAUUGACGCCCGUCUUGUUGAUGUUUCAGGACGGCCCCUAAACCACAAGGAGAUUGCAGACCUCUCCGGGCGCACUGUUGAGCUCACGGUCAAGAACCACAACGGCCCCUCCGCCACCAAGCGCAGCGAGCUUGAUGACCGCGCCCUCAUUCUAGUGGCACUCUACAUUGCGGCUGCCUCUGGGGAAGAUGAUGCUCAGGCGUACGCAGAUGAUCUCGAGGGUGCCGAGUGA
Messenger RNA from Diaporthe batatas, 333 nucleotides. RefSeq lists its product as uncharacterized. NCBI's taxonomy places the organism in Eukaryota, Fungi, Ascomycota, Sordariomycetes, Diaporthales, Diaporthaceae. Bases 1 to 333 code for a protein of 110 amino acids. The transcript has a single exon. The record is from RefSeq and is a predicted model, not a curated record.